CGUGCGAGCAGUCGGUCGUGUUGUUGUCGCAAAGGGCAGCUAAGAACUGACUACUGUUGUUCCAUACGCCCAGUGUAAUCUUACUAUGAUCAGCAUUAUCACAGUGAAAUAGCAUCAAACAAACAUAAUCAUAAUUAUAAACACAAUUCGUAAACAGUUUUAACUGGUCUUCAGUGCGCGCGCAAAAAAAAAAGGAUUUGAUUAUUGUGUCCGCGUACUGCAGCGUAGGGUUGACCAGCUCGAAGGAUAUGCCGCAUUAUCCUGCCAAAACAAAAAUAUAAACACUCAAGUCGCAGCACGUCGCCGCCCUUGUCGCCAAAGUUACGUGCAUUACAGUAUUGUCCCGUUUCUCCGUGUGUGUGUGUCGUCACCGUCGUCGUCUGUGUCACCACGUUGCGGUCUGGACGAUUUCUAACCACCCUCCGCUCGAACUAUUCCCGCUCCGGUACGCUCUGUGUGUAGUUUAUGCGGUUAGCGUCCAACUACCGCGCGCGCCCCCAACCUUCGUGUGUUUUUUAGUGUGUGUGUGUCGCUGCUGCUGGCAAGUGGCCGCCUUUGUUGCAUGGCAACACUUGGCUAAUCGAUGAGGUGCCGAAAAACGCCAGGCACACACACUCAAACGCCCAGCUAAAUAAGGAUAACACAAGGAUAAUGACCUAUACCGAUUCGCUAACAAAUUGAAAACAUGCAGAAUUAAAUUGCAGCUGCAAAAAUGUAAAGAGUCACGAGGGGAAGCGAAGUCCAGCAAGAGCAGCGAAUAGCAAAGCGUAACGAAUACAAAAUAUAAAACCAUAUAAUAAUACAUAAUAAUAAUAGCAAUAAUAAAAAUAAGCAAGGACAGACUCCCAGUAAAAUGCGUUGCGAUGCCAUGCAGACGCCAAAGACGGCAAUGGCAAUAUAAAGGGAAGCAAUAAAAAAGAACAUAAAGUGAAUGGAAUAGUUAAACAAUUGUUAAGCAAACAAUGCAAACUAAUAAAGCACCUAAAAGGAUUCAAAUUGCAGUUGAGAGCAACGGCAAACGGCGAACGGUAAAUCAAACAACAGCAACAACUAUCGAACGUGCCACAGGGCGUAUGAUUAAUAUUGAAUAAGCGAAAACUACGAAAGAACUUUACAGUAUCGAAUGCAAAACGCCAUGGAGCGCGAAAUGUGCCGAAGGCGUGAUUUUAUUACUAACAAAUGCAUUAAAUAUGCCGAAGCAACAACAACAAUACCAGCAAUAAUUGCUGCGACAACAACAACAACGCCGCUAACGGCAAAUGGUACAACAACCACUGGGCCCAUACUAGAUGUGGUGCUUAGCAGCUCAACCACGAAACCAUUAACGGACAUGCAACGAAACCACCUGCUAAAGAUGCCAACUACAACAGCAACAGCAACAACGACAGCAAACAAAACAGUAGAAUUACCAACAACAACAACAACACCAACAGCAGCAGCAGCAACAGCAACAACAUUAGCAGCAACGCAAAACCUUGGCAGGACAUUAAGAACAUUGGCACACAGCUGGCCACAGUCUGGACUGCUACUGACGCUCUGCCUGAGCCUCAGUCUGGUGUGCAGCAGCCAAGCGGGCUUCGCUUGCCUCAGCAAUCCGUGUGUAUUUGGCGUCUGCAUCGAUGGCCUGAACAGCUCGUAUUCGUGUUACUGCAUUGACGGCUACACAGGGAUCCAGUGCCAAACGAAUUGGGACGAAUGCUGGUCGGGCCCCUGUCAAAACGGCGGCACAUGUGUGGAUGGUGUUGCCUACUACAACUGUACGUGUCCGGAAGGAUUUUCUGGUUCAAAUUGUGAGGAAAAUGUGGACGAAUGCAUGUCAAAUCCAUGUCAAAAUGGCGGACUCUGCCGUGACCGUAACAAUGGCUACACCUGCACCUGCCAGCCCGGCUAUCUGGGGGAUCACUGCGAACUGGAUGUGGCCGUCUGCGACACGGGCACUGGCGCCCGUUGCCAACACGGCGGCGAAUGCAUUGAGGGUCGUGGCUUGGAGUUUAGUUGCAAGUGCUCAGCUGGCUGGCAUGGCCGCAUCUGUCAGGAGGAGAUCAAUGAGUGCGCCUCCUCGCCCUGCCAGAACGGUGGCGUCUGUGUGGACAAAUUGGCUGCCUACGCCUGUGCCUGUCCCAUGGGCUAUACGGGCGUCAAUUGCGAAGAGGAGAUACUCAUCUGUGCGGACAAUCCCUGCCAGAACAAUGCCCUCUGCCUGAUGGAGGAGAACAUACCCACAUGUUACUGUGUCCCCGAUUAUCACGGCGAGAAGUGCGAAUUCCAAUACGACGAGUGUCAGCUGGGACCGCGUUGCAUGAACGGAGGCGUUUGCAUUGACGGCGUUGAUACCUUCUCCUGUUCGUGUCCCCCACUGCUAACGGGCAUGCUAUGCGAAUGCUUGAUGGUGGGCGAGGAAUCGCUUGAUUGCAACUAUACAGCACCAGCAACAUCUGCACCGCCCGUUACACCUUCGAUGCCGCCCUCCUCUACACUAGCACCGCCCACUGCGCGUCCGGUUACGCCACCAGAAACGACUAUGGCACCAAGUGCACCACCAACUACACCACCAGCACCAGCUGUAACCACUAUAGCGCCAAUUGAGCUAUCUUCGUCGUCUGCAUCGUCUUCAUCGGAAGAGACCGUGGUGGAGGUACGAGUAACGGUAGCACCACCAGAGAGCGACAGCCACAGCUUAGACAAGGCGCCAACAACCAUCAGACCACAACCAGAGCCCACAGAGCCUACAGCUGAGCCACAGCCAUUGCCUGGACCCACCCCACCAGCAACAGCUGGCGGCAUUUCUUCUGCCUCCUCCUCGUCUUCCGAGGAAAGUCACGGCAUCUACACUACUCUACCCCCAAUACCAGCACCGGGUGUCACCUCCUCCUCAGCCGAAACGUCUUCGGAAUUGGUUACCUCCGAGGAAUACACAACAGUGCGGCGUUUUGAUGUUAGCGGCAGUGGCAGCAGCAGCUCCAGCGAGGAGCCCACCACCACAAUGCGCACCACUGUGACACAACCACCCACCAUAACAAUUGCCGUCGAUUAUGCAUCAUCGAGCAGCUCCGAGUCUGUAGAGCAGCCGGUAGCCGUAACCACAGCCAGCAGCAUCUUUGUGCAUCGCGUAACCACGUUUGAAACAAGCAUCUCUGUGGACUAUGCACCCACACCGACACCCUAUUUUCCGCCAGAAACCACAGUGCGCCCGACCAAGUCGUCUCUGGAGGAGACAACGCGACAUUUGUGGACCGAAAUGCCCACCACAGCGGCACCAUUCUUCACUGAUUAUCCAGCCGAGGUGCUCAUCACAACACAUCGCACCAGCGCUGGGCGAUUUACGACAGUGCAACCACCAAUACAACAAGAAACCACCACAGCGCCACUGGACUAUGAACCGCCCAGCGUGGAGCUAACCACGGCACAAACUCCGCACAUUGUGGUAACCAUUCUGGAGAGUAACACAACGCUUCCGACCACAACACAUUUGCCGGCAAUAACAACCCAGCGCCAACAACCACAAACAACUCAUGCAGCCACAGAAAUAGCAGCCGAAUGGGAGCCGAGCACCACACAACUGCCACCACCUGUAACCGUGCCCAUGCCUGUGGAGGUAACAACAUCCCAGUCUCUGCCUACAGAGGAUUUGCUUGGGCCGCCUUUGAUGACCGUAGAGUCACCUCGCGAGACAACCACGCCCAGAACUGUGGUUACCCUGGCACCCACACCUUUGCCCACGGAACCACCAACAGUGCCCAGCUUGUCGGCAGUUACGGUACCGCCAACGCCACCAUCUACACAGUCUGCACAGACUAUGCCACCACCCACACCACCCAUAUAUGUUUACAGUACGCCCGGACAGCCAGAGGUAGCAGCGCCGACCAAGUCGCAGGUAACCGAGAGCAGUGAGGAGACAGACGGUGCCAAUACGGUGGCCACCGGUGGUGCCGGCAGCGGUGCAGGCGGUGCCGAAGAAAAAUCUGGCGACGUUGACUGCAUUAAACUCGGCUGCUAUAACGGCGGCACCUGUGUAACCACAUCGGAGGGCUCCCGGUGCGUUUGCCGCUUCGACCGCCAGGGGCCGCUUUGCGAGCAGCCAAUUGUCAUACGAAAUGCCGCCUUCUCAGGUGAUUCGUAUGUAUCGCAUCGCAUCUACAAGGAUAUACCGCAGCAUGAGGCAUUGGAUGCUGUGCUGCCCAUGCACAUACAGCUGAAGGUGCGCACACGGGCGACCAAUGGACUGAUCAUGCUGGCCGCCGCCCAGGGCACCAAGGGCGGACACUAUAUGGCGCUCUUCCUGCAAAAGGGUCUCAUGCAGUUCCAGUUCUCGUGCGGAUUGCAAACGAUGCUGCUGAGCGAACUGGAAACGCCUGUGAAUACGGGCCACGAAAUUACCAUUCGAGCUGAAUUGGACUUCAGCCGCAAUUACACGCACUGCAAUGCCUCGCUGCUCGUCAACGACACGCUGGCCAUGUCCGGGGAUCAGCCGACAUGGCUGAAACUGUUACCGCCGCGACUGCACACGCCCGAAGUCAUAUUGAACACUUGGCUGCAUUUGGGCGGCGCACCCCAGGCGCCAAUUGGCCUCAUUAUCGAACUGCCGCCAGCUCAAAGCGGCACCGGCUUUACCGGCUGCCUUCAUACACUGCGCAUUAACGGACAGGCUCGCGAAAUAUUUGGCGACGCGCUGGAUGGCUUUGGCAUUACGGAAUGCGGCUCAUUGGCCUGCCUGUCGAGUCCGUGCCGCAAUGGCGCGGCCUGCAUCAAGAUUGAAUCGAACGAACUGGACGAGAACGGUGACAAGGCCGAGAAAUGGAAAUGCAAAUGCCCCACCGGCUAUAUGGGUCCGACCUGUGAGAUAUCCGUGUGCGAGGACAAUCCCUGUCAAUACGGUGGCACCUGUGUCCAAUUUCCGGGCAGUGGCUACCUUUGCCUCUGUCCGCUGGGCAAGCACGGCCAUUACUGCGAGCACAAUCUCGAGGUGGCACUGCCCUCCUUUUCGGGCAGCGUCAACGGGCUCUCCUCAUUCGUGGCCUACACGGUGCCCGUGCCCUUGGAGUAUUCGCUGGAGCUGAGCUUCAAGAUCUUGCCACAGACCAUGUCACAGAUAUCACUGCUCGCCUUCCUGGGACAGUCCGGUUAUCAUGAUGAGAAGAGCGAUCAUCUGGCCGUCAGCUUUAUACAGGGCUACAUUAUGCUAACCUGGAAUCUAGGCGCUGGACCGCGACGCAUCUUCACACAGAAACCCAUCGACUUUCGACUGGAUGCGCCGCGUGUGCCCUACGAGAUCAAAGUGGGUCGCAUCGGUCGCCAGGCCUGGCUCUCCGUGGAUGGCAAGUUCAAUAUAACUGGUCGCUCGCCGGGCAGUGUCAGCCGCAUGGACGUCCUGCCCAUACUCUAUCUGGGCGGUCAUGAGAUUGCCAACUUCAAUACGCUGCCUCACGAUCUGCCGCUACACUCGGGCUUCCAGGGCUGCAUCUACGAUGUACAGCUGAAGGCGGGCCAGGUGACGGUGCCGUUGCAAGAGACCCGCGGCGUCAGAGGACGCGGUGUCGGGCAGUGUGGCACGCGUGAGUGCCACAGGCAUGCCUGCCAGCACGACGGAGCCUGCCUGCAGCAUGGCGCCACCUUUACGUGCAUCUGCCAAGAGGGCUGGUAUGGACCGCUCUGUGCACAGGCCACAAAUCCCUGCGACUCCUUCAAUAACAAAUGCUACGAGGAGGCAACUUGUGUGCCACUGGUGAAUGGCUACGAAUGCGACUGUCCAGUGGGACGUACAGGCAAGAAUUGUGAGGAAGAAAUACGUUCACUUAGCGACGUCUCACUGACUGGUCGGCGUUCGUAUCUGGCCGUGCGCUGGCCUUAUCUCUAUGAUGGCGGCGAUAAGCUGGGGGCCAAGCGCUCGCAAAUGGUCAGCUAUCGGAACUUUACCAAAAAGCUGCUGCCGCCCAAGCCCAUCUCAACGCCCAGCACACACUUUGUGAUGAAGCUGCUCAACGAGGUGGAGAAGCAGCGCAGCUUCUCCCCCGUGCCGCUGAUGGGCUCCAAGACCUUCGAGGAGCAUCAUCGCGUGCAAUUCUUCUUCAUCGAAUUCCAAUUGCGCCCGCUCUCCGAACGUGGACUGCUCCUCUACUUUGGCACACUGAACAACAAUCAGGAUAAGAAGAUUGGAUUCGUUUCGCUCUCACUGCAGGGUGGCGUUGUUGAGUUCCGCAUUUCGGGGCCCAGCAAUCACGUGACGGUGGUCAGAAGCGUGCGGAUGCUGGCCAUCGGCGAGUGGCACAAGAUCAAAAUGGCUCAACGCGGACGCUGGCUAACAUUGUGGGUGGAGGGCAGCGCCUCUUCGGCACUGGCGCCAUCCGCCGAGGUGCUGGUCGAGCCCGAUGCUCUGCUCUAUAUUGGCGGCCUCAAGGACGUCUCCAAGCUGCCGCACAAUGCCAUCUCCGGUUUUCCCAUACCAUUCCGUGGCUGUGUCCGCGGACUCGUCGUCAGCGGCACUCGCAUUGUGCUCAACGAAACGAAUAUCGUGGAAUCGCGCAACAUUCGCGACUGCGACGGCACAGCUUGCGGCGGCGACUCCUGCGAAUCGGGCGGGCAUUGCUGGCUGGAUGAGAAGCUGCAGCCACAUUGCAUCUGUCCGGACUAUGCCAAGGGCGAUCGAUGCGAGUACUCGGAGACCUGCAAGCUAAUACCCUGUAAAAACAAUGGACGUUGCUUGCGCAGUGGCCGCUGCUCCUGUCCCAAUGGCUGGGGCGGUUUCUACUGUGAGAUAGCACUGAGCAAGCCAACAACACCGAGCUUCCGCGGCAACAGUUACCUGAUCUUGCCACCCCCUCGCAUACCAAUGAAAGACAAACGCCGCGGCCCUUCGCUCUAUGCGCGUCCACCGCGCGAAGCCGUACAAAUAUCGCUGAACUUUUCAACCAUCGAACCGGAUGGCCUAUUGCUUUGGAGCGAGCACAAUCAGCUGAAAUUCUUGGGUCUUGGCUUGGAGAACGGACAUUUGAAACUAGCCAGCAAUUUGCUGGGCAGCAGCAAUGACACCGUGCAGGCUGCAGCCAGUGGUUUUAUCGCCGAUGGCGCCUGGCAUGGUACCAGCGUACUCCUGGAUCGCACACGGCUCGAGCUGCAGCUGGAUGGAGCCGUGAUAUUUACAGAGCGAUUGCCCGAGCUCAAUCGAAGAUAUACAACACCAACGACAUCGUUGCAGCGACGAGGCGGCAAGGAACCAACGAUUAGCUAUGAGGAUAUUUUCUAUUUGGGUGGAUUUCCCAAUCAGGAGUCGGUGAGCAAACGGACACAAGGACGCUUUUACGAACCGUUUAAAGGUUGCCUGCAGGACAUACAAUUCGGUGCAGAGCCAACAGCCGUUAUAAGCGAUUUCUCAGCAUACCAAGGCGAAAAUAUUGGCUCUUGUGAUUUGCACGGUGAUGAGCCGAUUAUUGUAUAAAUCGACAGAUGAAUAAAAAAAAAUAAAAAUCUGAAAAGAUAAUAAUAAUAAGAGAACACAUUGUAUAACCAAAUAUUCGUAUAUUAUUGUGAAUUACAAUUAAAUAAUUGUGGACGAAAUUUCAAGUAAAACUGAACGCAAGAGAAGAAAAAUUUAAAAAAUUUAGACUUUAAGAUUAAGUGUUAAGGGAGUUUAUAUUUGCAAAAGCCUCCUUUGAAAACAAAAACAAUUUUAAAAUAUAUACAGUCGAG
Molecule: messenger RNA, 7683 nt
Organism: Drosophila hydei
Lineage: Eukaryota; Metazoa; Arthropoda; Insecta; Diptera; Drosophilidae
Gene: eys
Product: protein eyes shut
Exons: 14
Coding region: 1124-7432 (2102 amino acids)
Biological process (GO): establishment or maintenance of epithelial cell apical/basal polarity; heterophilic cell-cell adhesion
Cellular component (GO): protein-containing complex; plasma membrane
Molecular function (GO): calcium ion binding
Source: RefSeq, a predicted model, not a curated record